Acanthaster planci (crown-of-thorns starfish) is the source of this 1968-nucleotide messenger RNA. RefSeq lists its product as uncharacterized. NCBI's taxonomy places the organism in Eukaryota, Metazoa, Echinodermata, Asteroidea, Valvatida, Acanthasteridae. Gene Ontology annotation, molecular function: Wnt-protein binding; Wnt receptor activity. Gene Ontology annotation, cellular component: plasma membrane. The record is from RefSeq and is a predicted model, not a curated record. Gene Ontology annotation, biological process: non-canonical Wnt signaling pathway; canonical Wnt signaling pathway.
AUGUUGCAACCCUCCCUCAAUGAGACCUGGACACGCUAUUGUCCCGGUGACCAUGGCCUUUGUUGCCGACAAACCAUCGGCCGCCGACACUUUCUACCGCCCUCGGCCGUGCCUCCACUGUGCCGAGAUGAGGGCAUAUUAGCCUACGAGUACGACAAUGCGCCCCCGAGUCCGUUCGCAAUGGAACUCGAAUUUACCAUCGAAUACCUGCAAGAUCUCUUCCCACCGAACGAACCGCCGAAUUGGAUCACAGCCGUCACCAGGGACAGCCUGGAUAAGGCUUCCGUCCACUUCCUCUCUCCAGCAUCCACCACGCAGGCAAUUCUCAUCCGCUUGAACGAGACCUUCUCUCCAGUCGAGAGGGAAAUCUUUCAUCCUGUCGAUCCUAAAGGCCCACCCGAACGCACCAUUGAGAUCUUUCACCUUUGGAACGCAGGGAGUUAUAGAAUUGAAAUCACAGCCUUGAAUGAAUUCGGAGAGGGCACAACGACAGUUGCAAAUAUACCGGCAUAUAAUGCAAGCGUUUCUGACGACGGCGGAACCGUUUCCGACGAAGAUUACUGGCGUUGCGAAAACAUCACUGUGNCGGGCAUCGGCUACACACAGACCUCCAUGCCUAACUUCCUCCAUCACUGGACUCAGGAGGAAGCCGCGGAAAUUCACCAGUUCUCUUCUUUCGUGGAUGCGCAGUGUUCGCCUUUCCUGAGGACAUACCUGUGCGCCAUGUACACUCCAGAAUGUACUGAUGGUACAAGCCGCCGUGUGGUGCCAUGCAGAGAGCUGUGUGUACUGGCAAGAGACGACUGCAAAGAAGACAUUUACCAGAUAUUUGGAUACUCGUGGCCAAAGUAUCUGGCAUGUGAGAACUUGCCCAGCUUCAGUGAAGGAAAAGAAUGCUACUUAGGAGGUGCUCCUGUAAUGACCGAAGAUCUUGGGCAGUGCGAAGCCAUCACUGUGCCCAUGUGCAAGUCUGACAUUGGCUACACCAAAACAGCCAUGCCGAACAGGUUUGGCCACCAGACUCAGGACGAAGUUGAAAUCGAAGUUCGCCAAUUCUAUCCUUUGGUUGAAGCGCAGUGCUCGUCCUUCCUGAAGACGUUCCUGUGUGCCAUGUACACUCCACAGUGUACCAGCGGGUCCCGUCGUCCCAUGCUGCCUUGCAGAGAGCUUUGCGUGCAGGUUAUGGAUAGAUGCGAGGGUCUCGUGCAGGAGUAUGGACUCUUUGGGCCAGAGGAUCAUAGUUGUGAAUUGCCCAGCUUUGCUGAAGGAGAGGAUUGCUACUUAGGGGGCGCGCCAGUGACAGAUAUGCAACCCCACGAUCGAUGUCAAGACAUCAACGUGUCCAUGUGCCAGUCUGGCAUCGGAUACAAUCACACGGUGAUGCCCAGCGUCCUUGGCCACGAGACGCAGAGUGAGGCGGCGAUACAGCUCUCUUCAUUCAUGCCUCUGGUGGAGUAUGGCUGCUCACCCCACGCCAGAAGCUACUUCUGCUCUGUAUAUCUGCCCAUGUGCGACAUCUCCAGCGGAGCCAAGGUGCUACCUUGCCGGGAGCUGUGUGACUCUGUCAGGAGAGAUUGUUUGAUGGUGCUACGUAAAUUUGGCUUCAGUGGGCCGGAGAGAUUGGUGUGCGAGAAUCUGCCGAGUCGAAAUAGCGGGUCUACUUGCUACCUUGGAGAUAUGAACCCAACGAUUUCAAGCGGUAGUCCUGGCCAACAACAAUUCAACAUUACAACACCCAACAUCAGCCCGAGUACUUUCAAGCCGCGCCGUUACGACAUUCACAACCUUGGCGUGCCGUCCAUGUUCCACGGCUGGGUGGAUGUUCAGGGGCAGGGCGCCGCCAACGACUACUGCAGGUGCGUCGGCCACAUACCGGCGACCCGUGUUUCGUGUCUACUGGCCGGCGAAGGUGGAUUCAAGACGGAGACAAUAGACUACAAGCCCGAACCAGGUGGCUGUCACAAUUAA